Molecule: messenger RNA, 594 nt
Organism: Ostertagia ostertagi
Lineage: Eukaryota; Metazoa; Nematoda; Chromadorea; Rhabditida; Trichostrongylidae
Source: the annotation of a GenBank genome assembly
ACAGGAAAAGAAACUGCAAAAGGAAAAGAUGCAGGGCGACGAAAACGAAGAAGGAGACGCAAUAUUGAGAUUUCCGCAACUGUGGCCGAGAAUUCUGAUCUUUCCGAUGACUCGUUCACGGAAUCAGAGGAUAUCGAGGUUUUGAUUCCAGAAGAACUUAGAGAAUACGCAGAAAAGAUUAUUAUUGGGAAGCUUUCACGUUUUGGAUUUGGACGAUCCCUCAGACUGAGCAAGUUAGGCUUCUAUUGUGUUGCGAUGGCCUAUGUAGCAAGUGUUCCCAAUUUCAUGAUGUUCAAUUAUGCCGUCCGCAGGCUGGGAUUUUCUUUCAUCUUUCCGUUCAUUUGCUGUAUGAUUUUUAUCGGAUUCCCAAUAACCUACCUAGAGUUAACUUUGGGACAAUACACUCAAGGAACUGCGCUCACAAUAUUUGAUCGUAUCGCACCGAUCAGUUUCGGUGUUGGUGUGUCGGCCACUAUACUACUUAUGGUGAGCACAAUAAUUGACAACGACAUAAUGGCACGCAUGUUCCUGACUUUCUCAAAUUCGCUGGACAUAUUCGGCACUGAACCAGAUUGGUACGACUUGCGCCGGAAC